CCACAACAACUCUCGAUGCAUCCAUUUUGAGGAGUCGAUGAUCCUCAUAAUGUUUGGUCGCAAAGCAGUCCUGCAAUUCAAGAGCUGGAUUCGAAGCACGACAUUUUAUCCAAAGUGAUCCACCAUGAACGGCAGAAACUGUGACACGUUUCCGAGCCAAAGGCAGAAAACAUCAAUUCCUUCGAACGGGGGCAGCUCAAACUAUCGACAUGGCAAUAUGGAUAGACGCUUUCUCGUCUCUCAACCUCUCUAUGUUCCACAACCUUGUUAUAGCAAUCGACAGUACGUUCCUUUGUCGUAUUACUGUCCCCCGAUCUACGCUGGCUAUGACCGCCAUGGCGACUUUCCUCCUUUGGCAACGACGGGGACGACGACCGUCACCAACGCCCGUCAAAACCAACCAAUCUGGAACCCAACCAACCCGCCAACCUCCCCACUCAAACGAUCCUCCUCGAAAGGCACAUCGAUCCUAUCGACUCGAGCAAAAAAUUCCCAGAGCACAAAAAACGUUUCCAACCCAUUGACCUCACCAUUGAAACCAUCCUCUGCCAAAGACACAUCCAAUUCGGUGGCUCAGUCAAAAACCUCCAACAACACCAAGAACCUUUUCGAGUCAUCUCCGUCUCACGCCAAAGUCUCUCCAGGAACACCACCAGAGGAUUACGUCGAUCCGGAGAUCAUAGACGCAGCGAAGAAUCUUAAACUUCCAUUAGAUGGACACAAGUACAGUGUGGCAAAUUGGAAGGAUGCAAUGAUACUCUGUUAUCGAUGGAAAACAAACACCAACGAAGACGAGCGCCAAUUCUACCGAAUGAGUAAAACUACAACCAGUCUCUCGUCAAGUAACUUGAAGUCGGUCAAAAGAUUUUGCGACAACGUACUCAAGAGGAAAUCGAAACGUCGCCAAUUUGCGAUCCACUGGAAGGAUAGCGGACUGAAAAAAAUCGUUGAUCAGGCAUCUUCGUCGCAGGACAUCCUGUUCGAGCACGGUGACCCAGCCCUUGAAAAAAUUCUUGACGAUUAUUUUUCUGGACGUACUCGCUCCACGGAAUACAACCAGGUAAAAGAGAAAGUGCUGGAAGAUCGCCAAAAGGAAAUAUUUGCUCUUUGGGAUGCAUUACAGUCAGACCAUAUUCUCAGUACCGCCACGUCCCAUCAGAAACUCUACUUAGUGCAACUCGCCAUCGAGAGGCCCUACAGCAAAAAGGCAGAGAUCAAAACCAAAGACGAAGUGAUUGCCCACGACGUUACCAUCGAGGGUUUUGGUGGAAAAUCGUACUGGGACCAGAGUAAUUCGGUUGCAAAAAAUAAUGGAAAGUUGGACGCCAUUUUCAAUGCGUCACCAAAUGCAUUGAACGGAGUUCUCCCGCUCAACAAAAGCAUGACGGACAGGUUUUGGAAGUGCGUGGAGGCUGUUGCUGGUCCUGUGCGCCAAGGGAAACGGCGGCGGUCACCUGACCCCUUCGAAUCUUCGUGUGACAACAGAGAUGCAGUUAAAAAAAAUGCUGUAGAGAGAUUGUCAAAGCACACCAGUUACCUGAUGUCGGAAAAGAAAUCCAACAAAGCGCAAAAUUCCAAUUCCGAAGUAGACAAAGAGAAUGAAAUGUCUGCCGUGGUCCCUGUCUGAUGAUUGUUUCGAAACAAAACUAGAAUGUCAAGACUGUUUACAUGGGAUAUUACAGCUCUCUUUGGCUAUGACGAGAAAUCACAUGAUUGCGUUCGGAAAGCAGAAACGUAACAGUACUAUUAGUACUGGCACUACUACUAGAGCUGAAGAAACUCCAUCAUCUUAAAAACAAGCAAUGCAGCAAAGUAGAUACAUUUUAACAAUGAUGCUAUACAUUACAGCAAUUUGAAGCUACUGAAGCUAAAGAUACAAUCAACCAUAGUGUUGGAU
Pseudo-nitzschia multistriata is the source of this 1897-nucleotide messenger RNA. NCBI's taxonomy places the organism in Eukaryota, Bacillariophyta, Bacillariophyceae, Bacillariales, Bacillariaceae. The record is from the annotation of a GenBank genome assembly.